AUGCCAGCUCAAUUUGAAAGUACAAACACACCCAUUGUGAGGGAACCGACUAUAAUAAAUGGCAAUAGCAACGCAUACAAUCUCAACGAUGAGAUUGUCAUCAGCGGUUUUUCGGGUCGUUUCCCGGAAUCCACAAACAUUGAAGAAUUUAGGAAAAAUUUAUUUGAAGGCAUUGAUAUGGUCACAGAUGAUGAUCGUCGUUGGCCUACCGGUCUUUAUGGCUUACCGGAGAGAUCUGGUAAACUGAAGGAUAUCAAAUCGUUCGACGCAACCUUCUUUGGGGUUCAUGCGAAGCAGGCUCACGUAAUGGAUCCGCAGUUGCGUAUGCUGUUAGAAGUAACUUACGAGGCAAUUGUAGACGCUGGUAUCAAUCCAAACGAUAUCAGGGGAUCCAAGACUGGUGUGUUCAUUGGUGUUUCAUCGUCAGAAUCAGAUGAAUUUUGGACCAUUGAUCCGGAACAAAUUAACGGAUACGCAUUAACUGGCUGCUGCAGAGCUAUGUUUCCAAACAGAAUUUCAUAUACAUUCGAUUUUAACGGUCCUAGUUAUGCAAUAGACACAGCGUGUUCUUCGUCUCUUUACGCCAUGCAUCAAGCAAUUCGUUCAAUUCGCGUAGGGGAAUGUGAUGCAGCUAUCGUCGGUGGUUGCAACCUUCUCUUAAAGCCCCAGAUGUCCCUUCAAUUUCAUCGAUUAAGCAUGUUGUCUCAGGAUGGUGCAUGUAGAGCAUUUGAUGCUGAUGGCAAAGGAUAUGUCAGAUCAGAGGCUGUGUCGAUUAUUUUUCUGCAAAAAGCAAAGGAUGCACGAAGAGUAUACGCCACUGUUUUACAUGCCAAGACUAACGUCGACGGUAACAAAAGUCAAGGAAUUACCUUUCCCAGUGGAGACAUGCAGAACAAGUUGAUGCGCGAAGUUUACGCGGAAGUAGGUAUCAAUCCCGCAGAUGUUGCUUACGUGGAAGCUCAUGGAACGGGGACCAAGGUCGGAGACCCGCAAGAAAUCAAUUCUAUCGCGAAUCUAUUCUGCAAAGGUAGAAAAGGUCCUCUGUUACUUGGUUCUGUCAAAUCUAACAUGGGACACUCAGAACCAGCCAGUGGAGUAUGUUCUAUGGCAAAAUUGUUGAUCGCUAUGGAGUCCGGUAUAAUCCCAGGUAAUCUGCAUUUCAAGAGUCCGAAUAAAGACAUACCAGCAUUGAGCGACGGAAGUAUACAAGUUGUUGAUAAGAACAUGUCGUGGAAAGGCGGACUCGUGGCCUUGAAUUCGUUCGGUUUUGGUGGAGCCAACGCUCAUAUACUUCUUCGUAGCAACCCUAAGCCAAAGUUAUCGCCAGUUCUAGACAACAAAAUACCUAAACUGGUUACUGUAUCUGGUCGUAGUGAAGAGGCUGUGAAGUUACUUUUAGAUAAAGCGAAAGAACAUGAAAAAGACGAUGAAUUCAUUGCUUUGCUUCAUGAUAUUCAUGCGAAUGACAUAGCAGGUCAUCUUCAUCGGGGAUAUUCUAUUAUUGGAGAUGUUAACAUCGAAGAAAUUAGUCCAUACGUUAAUGACAAUCGUCCAAUUUGGUUUGUAUUCUCUGGCAUGGGAUCUCAAUGGCCCGGAAUGGCUAGAGAUUUGUUUUCUAUCGACGUAUUUCAGAGGAGUUUACGAAGAAGCGCUGAUGCUUUGAAACCUGAAGGAAUCGAUUUAAUGAAUCUUAUUCAAAAUGGAACGGCCGAGACCUUUGAUGAAAAUGUUGUGUACUCGUUUGUGUCAAUUGCAGCUAUUCAAGUUGCUCUUGUAGAUGUAUUAACACAUCUGGGUGUUCAACCUGAUGGUAUUAUUGGACAUUCCGUCGGCGAAUUAGGAUGUGCCUAUGCAGAUGGCACCUUUACUCCAGAACAAACGGUUUUGGCUGCAUAUUGGAGAGGAAGAACAAUCAUGGACUCAAAAUUGGAGCCAGGCGCAAUGGCUGCUGUAGGAUUAAGCUGGGAAGAAACGGUAGGUCGAUGCCCACCAGACAUAAUACCAGCCUGCAAUAAUUCAGCAGACUCUGUGACAAUUUCUGGACCAAUCGAAUCUAUCAAGAAAUUCGCUGAAGAUUUACAAAAGGAUAAUAUCUUCGUAAAAUUGGUAAAUAGCUCUGGUGUCGCUUUCCAUAGUAAAUAUAUAGCCCCAGUGGGUCAAAAGCUUCGUGUUAUGUUAGAGAAGAUUAUAUCAAAUCCCAAACAAAGAUCUUCCAGAUGGAUUUCUACAUCACUUCCCGAAUCAGCUUGGGGCACUCCAUUGGCACAACUUAGCAGUGCUGCUUAUCACGUGAAUAACCUGUUGUCGCCUGUAUUAUUUCACCAAGGAUUAUCUCAUAUCCCAGAUAACGCGGUAGUUAUUGAAAUUGCACCACAUUGUCUAUUACAAGCAAUUUUGCGUAGAUCAUUGCCACCAACUGUGACCAAUAUUGGUCUACAUAAACGAGGUCAUACAAACAAUCUGAACUUCCUACUGGAAAAUGUAGGAAAAUUAUACUUAGCAGGAGGACAGCCCAAAGUAUCUAAGCUGUAUCCACCGGUUAAAUAUCCAGUUGGUCGUGGUACACCAAUGAUCAAUACCUUGAUUAGAUGGGACCAUUCUGUGGAAUGGAGCGUUGCCAGUUUUGCAGGAAAAUCUAAAUCUUUUGGUGAAAAUGUAGUGGAGGUAAAUCUGGCCAAAGAAACUGAUGCUUAUUUAGUUGGACAUUGUAUCGAUGAAAGAGUACUCUUCCCUGCAACUGGUUAUCUAAUAAUUACUUGGAAAACCUACGCGAAAUUGCAUGGGACGGACUACGAGAAAUUGCCGGUUACGUUUGAGAAUGUAAAAUUCGAAAGAGCUACCAUUAUGCCGAAGGAAGGCAAUAUAAAAUUUUUGAUCAACAUAUUCAUGGGCACUGGAGAAUUCGAAAUUUGUGAGAGUGGAUCCGUUGUUGUAACUGGAACAAUUUCUGUACCGGAAAAUGUUGAGAAAAUGUUAUUAAAUGUACCAGCACCAAUUGUAAAAAAUGAAGGUGAAGUAGUGGAAUUGAAUGCCACUGACAUUUACAAGGAACUCAGACUACGAGGAUACAAUUAUACAGGAAUUUUUCAGGGAAUUAAAUCUGUUCACAAUGGUGGAGUCUCUGGUAGACUUCUCUGGUUGAACGACUGGAUUUCGUUCGUUGAUACUAUGCUUCAAUUCACCAUUCUUGAAAAAGAUUCUAGAGGAUUGUACGUGCCAGUUCGGUUGCAAUAUGCUGCCAUCAACCCUAUUGUUCAUUUAAAUUUCGUUAAAAAUUAUAAGGAAGACGAAGGUGUUCCAGUGUACAAUUAUCCUAACAUCGGUAUUAUCAAAUCAGGCGGUAUUGAGAUCAGAAAGAUGAAAGCCUCUUUGAUUGCAAAGAAGGAACAGUUCCGAUCUCCGAGAUUGGAGAGAUGCUUGUUCAUGCCUUAUCAAAAUUCUCAAUCAUUAGUACAAGAUCCAGAAAAGGCUAAAAUUCAUGCCCUUAAUAUACUACUACUAACAGUUUUCGAAAAUAUAUAUGGAAUCAAAAUCAAAAUUGUCGAAGCUUCUGGAAAUCGUCCUGUGGAUUCUCUACUCUUGCCUUAUGUACAGGCAUGGUGUUAUGAACAACCUUUGAUAAAUGGGGAUUUACAACUGGCUGCAAUUUUGCGCAAGUACUACGCCAGUUUAGGACAAGAUAUAAAAGUUGUAAAACUCAACGAAGAAAGAGAACCGAUUGGCCAUGAUUUACAUCUUGUAAUAGCUAGCAAUGUAUUGUCUAGAAAUUUGUCACAUGUAUUGAAAAAUUUAAAAGACAGUAUAAUAGAUGGAGGAUUCAUACUUUUGGAAGAAACGGACAAUUCUGAUGUUAAUUUGACAGAUCCAGAUUUAGCGUAUGUAGCCAAACAGGUCAUUCCUGGAAAAUCUUAUCUUUUACUCAAAAAGAAGAAAGUAAGACCCGAUCCUAUUGUUAUACAACUGACGGAAAAGAAUUAUAUGUGGGUGGAAGGUAUGGUUGGAUUUAUGAAUUGCAUCCUUCUCGAAGAAGGUGGUGCAGAAGCGUCUUACAUUUUCAUUCAAGAUAAGAAUAUGCCCAAAUUUAGCUUAAGUAAUAAAUUUUAUGCUGAACAACUGGACAAACAGUUGAUCGCUAACGUUCUGCGAGGAGGUCAAUGGGGAUCCUACAAACAUAUUGAAUUAGACCAGCAAAAUAGAGAAUCUCUUCAAGUUGAACACGCUUACAUUAACGCUUUGAAUAGAGGUGAUCUGAGCAGUUUAAGAUGGAUUGAAAGUUCAUUGAGCUACUAUCAGCCAGAAAAAUUCCCAAACACUGAGUUGUGCUCUGUAUACUAUGCUCCAUUAAACUUCAGGGAUAUCAUGUUGGCGACUGGAAAACUGCCACCAGACGCUCUUCCCGGAAAUUUAGCUUUGCAAGAUUGUAUACUAGGUCUUGAAUUUUCUGGACGUGACUCCAAGGGUCAACGAAUUAUGGCUAUGGUGCCAGCACGUGGUUUGGCGACUACUGUUAUAGCUGAUCCUGGUUUCAUGUGGAAAGUACCUGACAACUGGUCUUUAGAAGAAGCAGCGACCGUUCCAGUUGCUUAUGCUACUAGUUAUUAUGCUCUCUGCGUUCGAGGUCGUAUGAAGCCUGGUGAGAGUGUUCUGAUUCACGCUGGUAGCGGAGGUGUCGGGCAAGCGAGUAUCUCCAUAGCCUUGCACGCAGGAUGCAAAGUAUUCACUACUGUUGGGACACAAGAAAAGCGGGACUUCUUGAAGAGAAUGUUCCCUGUAUUGACUGACAGGAAUAUCGGCAACUCUCGAGACACUAGCUUCGAGCAGCUGAUACUUAAUGAAACUAACGGACAUGGCGUAGAUAUAGUGCUGAACUCGCUAGCCGAAGAGAAACUACAAGCUAGCAUCAGAUGUCUCGCUCAAGGUGGUCGUUUCCUUGAAAUUGGAAAGUAUGAUUUAUCAAGAGAUUCGCCUCUAGGAAUGUCUGUGUUUCUGAAGAACGCGUCUUUCCAUGGAAUACUUUUGGAUGCCAUCAGUGAAGAUGAUGGACCAGAAAGACGAGAAGUUGUAAAACUCGUCAGUGAAGGAAUAAAGAAUGGUGCUGUUCGUCCACUUCCUUCCACGGUCUUUUCAGAACACCAAAUUGAACAAUCAUUCAGAUAUAUGGCUACUGGUAAACAUAUUGGUAAAGUUUUGUUGAAGAUUCGAGAGGAGGAAACGAAGAAAGUUGUACAACCAGCACCGAAGGUUGUUUCUGCUAUUCCACGAACGUACUUUAAUCCUGAAAAAUCAUACGUAUUAGUUGGUGGUCUCGGUGGAUUUGGUUUGGAACUCGCAUAUUGGAUGGUCUUACGUGGUGCAAAAUACAUAGUCUUAACAUCGAGAUCCAAAGUACGUACUGGCUUCCAGGCGUUGUGCAUUCGUCGCUGGCGCAAUAUGGGUGUGCAAAUAAAGGUUUCGACAGCAGAUAUAACAACAUUGGAUGGAGCGAAACAACUUAUGCGAGAAAGUAGUGAAUUGGCACCAGUUGGUGGUAUAUUCAAUUUGGCAGCUGUUUUGCGAGACGGUCUGAUUGAAAAUCUGACUGAAUCUGACUUCGUAAUAUCAGCGUUACCUAAGAUUGUCGGAACCAAGAAUCUGGAUAUAAUAUCGCGCGAAUAUUCCUCGUUAGAUUACUUUGUUGUAUUCUCAUCUAUUACAAGCGGAAGAGGCAACUUGGGCCAAACUAAUUAUGGUCUUUCAAAUUCUGCUAUGGAAAGAAUAAUGGAACAAAGACAAGCAGUUGGUUUACCUGGUCUUGCUAUUCAAUGGGGAGCCAUUGGCGAUGUUGGUAUAAUUUUAGAAAAAAUGGGUGCUUUUAACGAUACUGAGAUUGGUGGUACUUUGCCGCAGCGCAUACAAAAUUGCCUUGAUACAAUGGAUAUAUUUCUUCAACAGCCACAUCCGAUUCUAUCCUCGUAUGUUGUGGGAAAUAAAAACAACUCCGCAGAAAAUGUAAACAAAGUUAGUGUUGUCCAAGCAGUGGCUAAUAUUUUGGGCAUUAAAGCAGUAGAAUCGGUUAAUGGUAAUACUACUUUAGCUGAUCUGGGAAUGGACUCCUUGAUGGGAACAGAAAUUAAACAAACUCUUGAGAGGAACUAUGAUGUAGUGUUAUCUGCUCUUGAAAUUCGUAAUUUAACAUUCGACAAAUUAGGAAAAUUAGACAACUCUUCUACAGAAGAAACAAAAGAUGAUGAUGACGAAACUGAGGAAGUAAUGAUGCAGGACGAUGGUUUACUCUUAUUUGAAGAUACGGAGAUCGUACCUGUCGAGGUUGUUGUCUCAUUGAAGACAGCGAGUUCGAGCGGGCAGCCAUUGUUCUUCGUUCCCGCUAUUGAAGGAGUUAUUGCACCAUUCAAAACUUUGGCUGGUGAAUUAAACCGACCUGCUUGGGGUUUCCAAUGUGUAGAAGAUAGUCCGUUAGAAUCUGUAUCGGCGUUAGCUAAUUUCUACGUGAAGAAAAUGCAGAAGAUCCAAAGUCGAGGACCAUAUAAUAUAGUAGGAUAUUCCUUCGGAGCUUGUAUCGGAUUUGAAAUGGCUGUUCAAUUAGAGAAAGCUGGGCACAAGACAAACUUAACUCUCAUUGACGGUUCACCGGAUUUCCUGAAAUUACAUUCUCUGGAACUUGGAAAGCGUGCUACUGAAGAUACUUCAGAAGUGAUUGCGGACGGUUUACGAAAGGCUUUAUCGUACUUUGUCAGACAAUUUAAUAACAAGAUUACGUUCCUUCAGGCAUACGAAAUGUUGAAACAAUUAUCCACUACUGACGACGUAUUAAACAAAGUGGUAGAAAUAAUAAAUGAACCUAAUGUGAAAUCUGAAGAUUUAAAAGUUGCUGGUCUACUAUUUUACAAGAAAUUGAAAGUGGCUUUCUUCUAUGAACCAGAGAAAUAUAAUGGAAAUAUUCUAUUGCUUAGAGCUCAAGAUAACUUUGUCCCUCUAUAUAAUGACUAUGGUUUAUCAAAGGUAAUUAUUACGUUUACAUAAGAAACAUUAAGUUAGUCAUAUAAAUAUAUUCCAUUUUUUAAUUUCUUAUAUGUUCUUAUAGAUUUGCAAUAACGUGGAAGUUAGAGAAAUACCUGGAAACCAUAGGAGUAUUUUAGUAGGAAAGAACGCAUCACAAGUUGCAAAUGUUUUAAGAUUGUAAAAAAUACGUCUCGACUUCUAAAAUUAUUUGAGAAUUUUCUAUUAAUAUCAUUACUUAAAUGUACAUAAAUGUUGCAUAGAUAUAUUUCAAAGAACUCUCAAUGUACAUUGAUAUUGAUGAAGAUCAUGAAAACUUAAUGUUUAAUAUUUAAUGAUUCCUAUAUUUUUCUGUGAAAUUCCUUUUGUACAAAUAUCUCUUCGUUAGGUCCCUAUAUGCAUUGUUUAUAUCAUUUGUAUUAUUAAGUUAUAUGGCCAAUUUCUCUACUUUCUAAUCGUAAAUAUCUCGAGUUGUGAAAUGAAAAAUAAGUAUCAAGUUAAAAGAAUGAUUUCGUUUUUUUAAAUUAUGCACACAUAAAUUGUUAUUAUUAUAUGUUCAUAAUACACUUCAGAAACAUUUAUAUAUACUAUAGGUUUUUGUAAUGGUUUUAUGGUGGACGAUUACCAUUAUUUAAACAUAUAUACAUAUAGUGUCCAUAUAUACACUUAACAGUUUAUUAAAUUUUACACAAUGUCAUUAUUAUUUUGAAUUCAAAUUUUUUAAACAUUUACUUCUUUUCUAACAAAUAGAAAAAAAUGUACAAAAAAUAUUUAACAAAGAUAACAAUUGACAACAGUUAUACAUUUUUUCCACUCUUACACUUUUGAAUAGUGUAUAUGUUAAAUCUAAUAAGAUAGAAACAUUCCAGUGAUCAAUACAUAUAUAUCCUAUAUAUAUUUAUACACAUUCACAAUAUAUUGCACAUAACAUACUUAAUGCUUUGUCAAAAGCAACUAUUUAUACUAUAUUUUUUCAUUAGCAAUAAUUCAUGUUCAUAAUUAUAACUAUACAUGUUCAUAAUUAUCUUAAUUGUCAUUAAACGCAUACAUUAUGGAUUUGUCAUAUGUUCUUGUAUCAUAUCAAUAAGUAAAUAAAAAAUAAAUUAUCAACUUAAGUUCAUUCUCUUACAAUCCAAUAAAUUUUUAUACAAUACUGAUAUCAUAUAAGUAUCUAAUGUAUGUAUACACAUACACACACACACAAACAAAAUGUUUUAAAGUAAAAUAUUUUAUUAAAAGGAACAUUUUAAAGAUAAAUUUUCAAUAUAAAAUUAUAAUGAAUAUAUAAUUUUUUAUUUAUAGAAUGAUUUUAUUUUUCUUGUUUUAGUCGAUGAUUUGGAUCAGAAAUUGCAGCAUUUGGAUCACAUGUAAAAGAUAUGGUCAACGCAUAUCGAGUUCCCGAUUGUACUUUUUCAACUACGUGUAAAUUCUCACUACCUGAAGUAAACAUAGAUACCCUACCUACAACAUAAAUUUAAACUAACAUUACUUUUCUUUCAUCAACAGUACUGUUUUUGCAAUUAUUAUUUACCUUUGCGGGGUUCUACUAUAGUUUUCACAUUAUUUUUAUCGAUAAACAUAAAUCGGCCUCCUUCAAAAUCCUUUCCAAAAUCAUUCAGAUAAAGUAAAGUUGUAUAGUGAAAAGAUUCAUAUGUUUCCUGUAACAAAAAUUUCAAUUUGAAAAAGAAAUAUAAAUUAUUUAAUCAUAAAUAAUUUAUAUACCUUAUCAAUGUGAGGAUGCCAGUAUUCGUCAUGUAUCGUUUUUGCAGACACAUUAGUCAUUUGAGAAAAAAAAGUUGGCUUUGUUAAAAAUAUUUUGUUCGAAGGUAUGCCAAAGUUAUGUGCUACUGCAUGUUGUAUUUUAGUUUUUACUACUCUGUAAAUGUUAUACAAUUACAACGUAAAGUUAAUUUUAUUUUUAAAAACUAUAAAGAACUUGCAUACUUAUAAAUUGCAAAAUCAGCACUAUUGAAUAUCUUUUUUGCUUCUGGUAAAGUAUAAAUGUCUAUAAAACCUUGACCUUUACUCAGUGCACCAGAAUGAAGAUCCAAGAUACUUGCACCUCCAUCAGAACCACCAAAAUUCAAACCACUUACUGCUAUUUUCAAUAAGACAUCAGUUUCUGUUGACGAUACUAAUUUAUCUGUAACUAUCCUCCCACAUUUUUCAGGUGCACAGUCAGGAUAUUUACUUGUCUCUGUUUUAUAAUCACUUGAACAUCCAACAUUCAAUGUGCGACUUAAUAAAAUCUCUUUUUGUUUUGCUAAGUAAAUCUCUUUUCCUUGUCUGCUGCCAUACCAAACUAUAAAUAAUACUGGAAAUAUCAGGGCAGAACGAGACCAUACUCUUUGAUAAGGAAAUCUUAUAGAAGGUCCAUAUUUUCUGCAAAAUAAUAGUAUUAUAUAAAUUUUCAAAAUAACGGGUCAUAAUUAUAUUGAUAAAAUGAUUUGAGAAAAAUUAAUUACAAACUAAUUUUUAUACAUAUGAACUUUUUAAGAUAUACUAAAAAAGAAACAAAAAUAACAUACAAUAAAUAAUACGUGUCAUAUUGUAAACAUACGAAAAUAACAUUAACCUAUGAAACAAUAUUACAAAAAAUACUAAUAAACAUUAAUAAAUUCUAUAAAUUCUAUAACAUUAAUAAAAUCUAUAAUCAUAUAUAAUUUGUUAAGUUAAUGCUUUACAUAAAUGAAUUGCGUUUUCAAUAAUAUUUUUACACUUUUUUUAAAUUAGAUUUUUAUAUUACAUACAACUUAACAUUGUCAGUUGUGUCUUUUUUCACAUAUUCUUCAGUUUUUUUUUCCUUUUUCUGACUUCUUUUUUCUUUUCCUACUUGUUUCUGUUUUACUUUCUUAGUUUCUUGUGUCAUUUUCAAUACAAUUUCUUUAACAGUGCAAUACUUGCAUGAAAGGCCUGCUUUCUCUAUAAUCUAUUCUAUAGUAUGUAUAUUGUAUAGUUAUCAAGUAUGUAGAUAUAUACUUACUACGCAGAACAAAAUUCAAAAAAUGACUUAAAUAAUUAA
Messenger RNA from Heterotrigona itama, 10018 nucleotides. The record is from the annotation of a GenBank genome assembly. Lineage: Eukaryota; Metazoa; Arthropoda; Insecta; Hymenoptera; Apidae.